This is a messenger RNA of Lactuca saligna, 1566 nucleotides long. Lineage: Eukaryota; Viridiplantae; Streptophyta; Magnoliopsida; Asterales; Asteraceae. The record is from the annotation of a GenBank genome assembly.
AUGGCAGGAGUUCUAGCAAAAGAACCAAGGAGGAAAGAUAUAUGGCUAAAAAUAUCUUGCAGUGUCCAUUCGUAUAUUGCUAGUGAUGAGAAAGGAUGUCUGGAAACAAUUGCAUUAAGUUACCACCAUCUACCUCUUCACUUGAAAGACUGCUUUCUCUAUCUGGGAGGGUUUUUAGAAGACUCCCAGAUCUAUUCACCAUUGUUGAUUUGUUUAUGGAUGGCUGAGGGAUUUAUACAAGAAGAUGGAAGUCGAAGCUUGGAGGAAAUUGCCAAGGGUUACCUGAUGGAUCUAGUUGACAGAAAUCUUCUAAUUGUAGAAAAAUGGUAUAUUUCGGGUGAUGUUGAACUUUGUAAAGUCCAUGAUCUUGUGAGGCAGCUAUGUGUGGAAAAAGGAAAAGAAGAAAGAUUCUUCCUGAAAAUAGACUGGCCACCAUCUAAUCAUCAUUGUGAGAUAGUUACCACCCAUAAGCAACGCCGUGUGUUCACAAAUCAAGAAAUCGACAUUAUGACUUUGUCUCAUCCGCCCACCCCUAGUAUUAGAUCGUUUUUGUGCUAUCAUAGGAAAACAACCUUAACUGAUAAUAUCUCAAAGUUUUGCAGUUCCUUUGCACUUCUUAGGGUGUUAAGUCUACAAAAAUGUAUACUGAUUGAUUUUCCCCCUGGUUUAGCAUUACUAGUUCACUUAAGGUUCCUAGAAAUUUGGCUGUCAUUAUUCCCACCAUCAAUAUGCAAUUUAUGGAACCUUCAAACCCUCGUUGUUAGAACAAGUUCUAGUUCUAUGGUUUUACCGAGUAACAUAUCAAAUUUGGUGAAUCUAAGACAUUUAGCCAGUAAUACAAAUCUAUAUCUUCCUUCUAUUGGAAAACCAAUGAAAUUAGAAGUUAUUACAAAUGUGGUGUUGGGAAAUGGGGUAGAUAAUUUUCAGAAAUGUUUUCCUGGGAUCAAGGAUCUUACAUCUAUUCUUUACUCUGAUGAGGAAAAUGACUUUGAAGUACUCUGUUACCUUCAAGUAUUGAUGUUAGUUGGGUCGGGCUACAGCAGAAGGAGAUCAGUUGAGCCAGAACUUCUCAGAGGUGAACAAAACUUGGGAAAGAAUCACAUUAUAAUUAGGUUCCCUGAAACACUGAAAGUACUUACACUUGUAAGGUGUGGUCUACCGUGGAGCAACAUGACUAUCAUUCAGUCAUUACCUAAUCUUGAGUUUCUUGUAAUAAAAGACAAUGGCUUCGAGGGAACAUUGUGGGAAACAGGUGAGGGGCAGUUUCAACAACUAAAAGCCUUGAGACUUGAAGAGUUAAAUAUCAAAAAAUGGGAAGUCUCAAGCACCAAUUUUCCACAUCUUGAACGAUUAGAGGUUUCGAAUUGUAUUGAUCUUGAAGAGAUACCCCUUGAAUUAGGGGACAUCUCAACGCUUGAGUUUAUUGUUGUUUUGAAUUGUGGCGCUUCUCUUCUUGAAUCCCUUCAAAAAAUACGAGACGAGCAAGAUGAUGCAGGAAACUAUGAACUGAAGAUCAAAGUUGAUGGAAGGAAUAUUCCCUCUUGUGUACCCAAUCAUGACCAUUAA